UGAAUUUUCGUUAAUCAUCUCAUUUAUUUAAUGGUAAUAAUUUACAAAUAUAUUCAUAAAAUAAACAAUUAAAAUAAACAAAAUUCAUAAACGAACUCUACUCAGAUUACAGAGCGCCCAUAUAAUUGGAAUCUCUCAUCCUCUUUUGUCUUCAAUCUUUGCCAUUGUUGGUCGAAAGCUAAAUCCUUUUCCAGCAAUCUAUUACAGGUACAUGGUUUGAAUUGUCCUUACAUGUCUCUGUCAGUGCCCAUUUCCUGAUUUGGAUUAUAACAGUGGACAAAAAAGACUUAGCCUUUGUUCCACAAAUGGCUUCAAGAUUAAGACUUUGUUAGAGAAAUCUUACACCAUGACAAGUCCUUGGUACAAGAGUGUUUCCUCUGUGUUCGGUCUCAGACCACGGAUCAAAGGGUUGCUCUUCUUCAUCCUCGGCGUUGUGGCUCUACUUACAAUUUUAUCACCCUUGACGUCCACUUCAUACGAGGCUUCUUCUACUGGUUCAACACGUGUGCCCAACAUUUAUAGUAACUAUAGGAGGAUAAAGGAGCAAGCCGCUGUUGAUUACCUUGAUCUGAGGUCUCUCUCGCUAGGGACUAGUCUGAAAGAGUUUCCUCUGUGCGGUAAAGAAAGAGAGAGCUACGUGCCUUGUUAUAAUGUAACUGGGAACUUGCUUGCUGGGCUUCAAGAGGGUGAUGAGUUGGAUAGGCAUUGCGAGUUUGAGAGAGAGAAAGAGAGGUGUGUUGUUCGUCCUCCAAGAGACUAUAAGAUACCACUUCGGUGGCCUCUUGGUAGAGAUAUCAUUUGGAGUGGGAACGUGAAGAUAACUAAAGACCAGUUUCUUUCGUCUGGAACCGUUACAACAAGGUUAAUGUUGCUUGAAGAGAAUCAAAUUACAUUUCACUCGGAAGACGGUCUGAUCUUUGAUGGGGUCAAAGACUAUGCUCGUCAAAUCGCUGAGAUGAUUGGCUUAGGAAGCGAUACUGAGUUUGCUCAAGCGGGUGUAAGGACUGUGUUAGACAUAGGUUGUGGAUUUGGAAGCUUUGGUGCGCAUCUAGUGUCGUUAAAGCUGAUGCCUAUAUGUAUUGCGAAGUACGAAGCUACUGGGAGCCAAGUCCAGUUAGCUUUAGAGAGAGGUCUUCCUGCAAUGAUUGGCAAUUUCUUCUCAAAGCAGCUUCCUUAUCCAUCACUGUCUUUUGACAUGGUUCAUUGUGCUCAAUGUGGCAUUACUUGGGAUAUCAAAGAUGCAAUGCUACUUCUGGAAGUGGAUCGUGUUCUGAAACCGGGAGGGUACUUUGUUUUAACUUCUCCUACGAACAAAGCACAGGGAAACUUGCCAGAUACGAAGAAAACGAGCAUCUCGACACGUGUGAAUGAGUUGUCUAAGAAGAUAUGCUGGAGUCUAACAGCUCAGCAAGAUGAGUCGUUUCUUUGGCAGAAAACUGCAGAUUCAAAUUGCUAUUCCUCUCGUUCUCAAGAUUCUAUACCUCUUUGCAAAGAUGGAGAUAACGUUCCCUAUUACCACCCACUGGUUCCAUGUAUAAGCGGAACCACGAGUAAACGCUGGAUCCCUAUCCAGAACAGGUCUGCUGUUGCAGGAACUACCUCAGCUGAGCUCGAAAUUCAUGGUGUAAAACCUGAAGAGUUCUCUGAGGAUACACAAGUAUGGAGAUCAGCACUUAAAAACUAUUGGUCCUUGCUUACACCUUUGAUAUUCUCUGACCACCCAAAGAGACCCGGUGAUGAAGAUCCUCUCCCUCCUUUCAACAUGAUACGUAAUGUGAUGGACAUGAAUGCUCGUUUUGGGAACUUAAACUCUGCUUUGCUCGAACAAGGGAAGUCCGCUUGGGUGAUGAAUGUUGUUCCAGUUAAUGCGCGUAAUACUCUUCCUAUCAUACUUGACCGUGGCUUUGCCGGUGUGUUACAUGACUGGUGUGAACCAUUCCCAACGUAUCCACGAACAUAUGACAUGCUUCAUGCCAAUGAGCUACUCACACAUCUUAGCUCAGAACGGUGUAGCCUAAUGGACUUGUUCCUGGAGAUGGAUCGGAUUCUCCGCCCUGAGGGAUGGGUUGUAAUAAGCGACAAGUUGGGAGUAAUAGAGAUGGCACGUGCAAUGGCAACUCGAGUGCGUUGGGAAGCACGAGUGAUUGAUCUUCAAGACGGUAGCGACCAAAGACUUCUUGUCUGUCAAAAACCUUUUCUCAAAAAAUAACUCAAAAAUAGAUUCUUCUUUCACUACACAUAAACAAACACUCACUAGUCUCUACUACACAGUUGUUUCACUGAUCCAGAAGAUGCCUCCUGCAAAUUAUUGAGAGAGAUUAUUUAUUUUUCUCGGACAGAAGAUGAACACUUGAAGAAGGUUUUGUAAGAGUGGAAGCUGUAGCUAUGAGUAGAAGAAAGAAUUUAGAUUCUAUAUUCUUUCAUUUUUAUUUUUAUUUUUUUUGCUCUUGGAACAAUACUGUAGCUAUAUAUUUUCAUUCAUCCAAUUUUUGUUUGCUGUUUAGUUUUGUAAACGAUAUUACUUCUUUUAAAUUUUAUUGUUUUGGAGAAAUGUAUUUAAACUAUUAAUC
Molecule: messenger RNA, 2570 nt
Organism: Brassica rapa (field mustard)
Lineage: Eukaryota; Viridiplantae; Streptophyta; Magnoliopsida; Brassicales; Brassicaceae
Product: probable methyltransferase PMT5
Cellular component (GO): cytoplasm
Molecular function (GO): methyltransferase activity
Source: RefSeq, a predicted model, not a curated record